This is a messenger RNA of Penicillium taxi, 183 nucleotides long. RefSeq lists its product as uncharacterized. Bases 1 to 183 code for a protein of 60 amino acids. The transcript has a single exon. The record is from RefSeq and is a predicted model, not a curated record. NCBI's taxonomy places the organism in Eukaryota, Fungi, Ascomycota, Eurotiomycetes, Eurotiales, Aspergillaceae.
AUGCACAAGAUAGGGCUUGUCGGUGAGGGGCGUGAUAAGGGGUACUGGGCACCGAAUUCGGGCAAAGAACGUUGGAAUGGCCCCAUAAUAUUCCUGGUGGAUUUCCACAUGGUAAAGGAAGAACUGGUCCAGAUAAUGUCUAGAAAUCGUAUCGGGCGUCCCACCGAGCGAGGACCUAAUUAG